Molecule: messenger RNA, 1143 nt
Organism: Bombus terrestris (buff-tailed bumblebee)
Lineage: Eukaryota; Metazoa; Arthropoda; Insecta; Hymenoptera; Apidae
Product: short transient receptor potential channel 4-like
Exons: 6
Coding region: 1-1143 (380 amino acids)
Biological process (GO): calcium ion transmembrane transport; regulation of cytosolic calcium ion concentration; manganese ion transport
Cellular component (GO): cation channel complex; membrane
Molecular function (GO): store-operated calcium channel activity; protein binding; inositol 1,4,5 trisphosphate binding
Source: RefSeq, a predicted model, not a curated record
AUGUCGCAGGAAGUAAAUCAAGGUGACUUACCAAGGGAAUCUGCCGUGAUGAUUUCAUACUUGCAAGAACUGGAGAAACACUUUUUCGAAUUGGUCGCCCAUGGGAAUGUUCCGGACGUAAGGGAGUUUCUUGAAAAUAAUCCGCAAUUCAAUAUCAACGCUGUUGAUUUUCAGGGUGUCACUGCGCUUCACAUCGCGGUUAGUGACAGGAACACGCCAAUGGUGGAGUAUCUCCUGACUCAUCCGGACAUCGAUCCGAGUGACACGCAUCUACACGCCAUCAGGGACAACGAGAUAAAAAUCGCCAUGAUUAUUUUGAACAAACUGAACGAUCUGUCACCCGGAUUGGAGUACGCCGGUAUAACGCGAAGCGCCGAUUUCCCGGACGAAGCCACGCCACUGGCGAUCGCUGCUCAAUACGGACACUUCGAGAUGAUCAGUAUGCUUCGAAACAGACUUCACUUCCUUCCGAAACCUCAUCCACCUAGCUGCAAUUGCAAAGAGUGCAAGGCAGUAGCAAAUCCAGCGUACAUAUGUCAAAUCGUCGACGAUCCGAUUUUGGAAGCGUUCAAUUUGUCUUACGAGCUACGGAAAGCCGCCGAAUUUGUCAGAGAAUUUUACCACGAUUACAUAGAACUCGCUGAGAACGUCAUGCAGUUCGCGACCGAUCUGAUCGAUUGCGCCAGAAGCGUGGACGAAGUAGAAGUCAUCUUGAAGCAGUCUACUGGAUUUGCCCAUUCGUAUAAAUUUAUAUACCCGAGGCUACUGUUCGCGCUGCACAACACGCAGAGAACCUUUGUGGCUCAUCCUAAUGUACAACAGUUAAUUACGAGCAAGUGGAUCGACGGCUGGUACGAAUGGAAGAUCAUGAACCCGUGGAUGAAGUCUUUAUUCAUACUAAUGCGAAUCUUCAUGCUACCGGUGAUUCUGGUAGUGGUUUUGGUCGCUCCAAAUUCAAAGAGGUCGAAAUUUUGGCAAUCACCGGUCAACAAGUUUAUUUCAUCCACCGCCAGUUACUUGGUGUUCCUGUUGAUCGUUUUUCUUCAAUCGAACGUAGACAAAACCGAACAGCUUCGUGGACCGCCUAACUCUGGUAUACCCUAUUACCUGAUAUCGACACAUCGAACAGAAAUCGAACAGUAG